CUGGCGCAAGCUAGGGGUGGGGAAGCCCCGGGGCGCUGCCGCCUCUUCCCCAACCUCAAGUCAGUCGGACAGGACAGGCGGGGUGGCCGGCAGUUGAAUGUGCAUUCAGACUCCCUGCACUUUGCUAUCACACAGCCCGGGUUCCCGAGCGGCAGAAAGUUCCGGGCAACCCUAGGGUGAAGCCAGGACCGCGCCGCCCCCCACCGGAAUAUGGAGCUACUGUCACCGCCGCUCCGCGACGUAGACUUGACGGGCCCCGACGGCUCUCUCUGCUCCUUUGCCACAGCGGAUGACUUCUAUGACGACCCGUGUUUCGACUCCCCGGACCUGCGCUUCUUCGAGGAUCUGGACCCGCGCCUGGUGCACGUGGGCGCACUCCUGAAGCCCGAGGAGCACUCGCAUUUCCCUGCGGCCGUGCACCCGGCCCCCGGCGCGCGUGAGGACGAGCAUGUGCGCGCGCCCAGCGGGCACCACCAGGCGGGCCGCUGCCUACUGUGGGCCUGCAAGGCGUGCAAGCGCAAGACUACCAACGCGGACCGCCGCAAGGCUGCCACCAUGCGCGAGCGACGCCGCCUGAGCAAAGUUAAUGAGGCCUUCGAGACGCUCAAGCGCUGCACGUCGAGCAACCCUAACCAGCGGUUGCCCAAGGUAGAGAUCCUGCGCAACGCCAUCCGCUAUAUCGAGAGCCUGCAGGCUCUUCUGCGUGACCAGGACUCCGCGCCCGCUGGUGCCGCCGCCUUCUACGCGCCCGGCCCGCUGCCCCCAGGCCGCGGCGGCGAGCACUACAGCGGAGACUCGGACGCGUCCAGCCCGCGCUCCAACUGUUCCGACGGCAUGAUGGACUACAGCGGCCCCCUGAGCGGCGCUCGGCGGCGGAACUGCUAUGAAGGCGCCUACUACAGCGAGGCGCCCAGCGAGCCCAGGCCCGGGAAGAGUGCGGCCGUGUCGAGCCUAGACUGCCUGUCCAGCAUCGUGGAGCGCAUCUCCACCGAGAGCCCCGCAGCACCCGCGCUCCUGCUGGCCGACGUGCCGCCGGAGUCGCCCCCGCGCCCGCAAGAGGCGACCGCCCAGAGCGAGGGCGAGCGUGGCGCCCCCACCCCGUCCCCGGACACCGCCCCGCAGUGCCCGGCGGGCGCGAACCCCAACCCGAUCUACCAGGUGCUCUGAGGGGGCGGGCGGCCGAGUCGAAGGACUCAGCUGCCCACCCUCCCGAGGGAUGGUGCCCCUAGGGUCCCUCGCGCCCAGAAGAUUGAGCUUAAAUGCCCCCCUCCAACAGCGCUUUAAAAGCGACCCCUCCCGAGGCGGGAGAAGCAGAACUGGAGUGUGUUUCCUUCCCCCGCCUCCCUCCCCUAAGGCAAGGACAUAGUCCGUUUUGCCUCGCGGCACCCUUCCUGGAGACCCGCUGCGAUGGUCGCUGGUCGCUCUGGGUUCCUCUUCCUUGCCCCCUUCCCCAUGGGGGAGGGGUGAGACCCUCGCAGACUUAAGCCCCACCCCUAGACAAACCGUUUGUUUGAACUGGGGCGGGGGCGCGGGCGCCCUCUCCUUUUGGGAGCCCUUGCGACAUCCACUCAGGUGCACUCCAGUCCCGAGUGUAGCAGGUGUAACCGUAACCCACCCCCACUCCGUCCCCCGGUUCAGGACCACUUUUUGUAAUACUUUUGUAAUCUAUUCCUGUAAAUAAGUGUUGCUUUGCCAGAGCAGGAGCCCCUAGGGCAGUAUUUAUCUCUGAGGCAUGGUGUGUGGUGCAGCAGGGACUUUGUACGUUUAUACGGCAGGCGGGCGAGCCGCGGGCGCUCGCGCAGGUGUUCCGAAUAAAGACGCUAAUUUAUA
Microcebus murinus (gray mouse lemur) is the source of this 1830-nucleotide messenger RNA. It is a transcript of the gene MYOD1, whose product is annotated as myogenic differentiation 1. Gene Ontology annotation, molecular function: RNA polymerase II cis-regulatory region sequence-specific DNA binding; DNA-binding transcription factor activity, RNA polymerase II-specific; protein dimerization activity. The record is from RefSeq and is a predicted model, not a curated record. Gene Ontology annotation, biological process: positive regulation of skeletal muscle fiber development; skeletal muscle cell differentiation; regulation of transcription by RNA polymerase II. NCBI's taxonomy places the organism in Eukaryota, Metazoa, Chordata, Mammalia, Primates, Cheirogaleidae.